This is a messenger RNA of Eucalyptus grandis, 2240 nucleotides long. Its product is annotated as protein WVD2-like 7. NCBI's taxonomy places the organism in Eukaryota, Viridiplantae, Streptophyta, Magnoliopsida, Myrtales, Myrtaceae. The transcript is spliced from 8 exons. The record is from RefSeq and is a predicted model, not a curated record. The coding region runs from base 382 to 1839 and encodes 485 amino acids.
GAAAGCAGGGAGGGAGUAAACAUGACAAAAGCCAAAAAAGGAGGUGGCGAAAAUCUCCAUCUUCUGAUCAUGGGCUUCAUCAUCAUGUUAGGUGUCUCCACAAGUACCGCAAGCGGACAAGGUUCUCUCUUCGAGUCAGUGUGGAAAAAAAAAGCUGUGGGGGAGAGAGAGAGAGAGAGGGUGCAAAGCCUUGCAGGCAAGCAACACGAACCCCAAACACAUGCUCGUUCGCUUCUUCUUUUUGUCCUCAUCGUUCCCGAUGAUCUCUCCUUCUGACCCAUUUAAGAAAAACGCCUCAUUCAUCGUCCUGUCGCCGUGCAUGUAGUUGAACGAAGUUUGUCCCUUCUCUAGUUACCCUGAGGCGGUGAGAUCUUGAUUGAGAUGGGUGAGAGUAGAGCUUCAAAUGCUGAUCUCGAAGUGUCGGUUUCGUUCGGUAGGUUCGAGAACGAUUCGCUCUCUUGGGAAAAAUGGUCGACUUUUUCGCCGAAUAAGUACUUGGAAGAGGUCGAGAAGUGUGCGACUCCUGGAUCAGUUGCCCAGAAGAAGGCCUACUUCGAAGCCCAUUACAAGAAGAUUGCUGCUCGGAAAGCAGAGCUGCUGAAUCUGGAGAAGCAGAUGGAGAAUGGCUCUCCCGGAUCAGAUGACCGGGAAUGCAAAGAUCCGGGGAGUGAAAUUAAUGAGGGCAUUUUCGAGAUUGAUGGGUCGAAGGAUGAGAAUUUGGGUGGGGUGAUUGAGCAAGUCGAGGACUCGGUUGAUGAAGUCGGUCAAAAUUCUAUCGAAGAGCAAAUUCAUGAUGUUGUCGUCGCAGUGGAAAACCAAAUCGGACCGGUUGAGGGAGUCAAAGAAGAACCAGAUUCGAGCCGGAGCGUAGAUCGGCUGAACUUGGAAAAGCUAGAAGAUGAUGAAUUUGUGAAGGAGGUAGUACAAGAAGUUCCAAAUGGAUCUUCAGAAGCGAAGGAACUUCAUCCAAAUGUUAAGAAUGACGUGGUCAAGGCCAAAAAGGUUCAACAGGAAAAUGUGAGAUUGAAUCUGAUCAGAAAGCCUCAAAAGAUCAAUCCAGCCAGUAAGGUGAGAAACACAACGAAAACAAAGAAAACGCCGGAUUCGCUGGUUAUCAAGUCAUCAUCACAGGCAUCUUUCCUCAGGUUAUCUAAGCCAACUUCCGCUUCCACUGCAAAAUCUGGAGCGAAUACUUCGGCAAAGAAGGAAACAGUCCCGACGUUACCCCGGAAGAAGAACCCUCUCAAUGUAGAGAUCAAGAAAGUUCCUCCUAAAUCACUGAAGAUGUCCAUUAGUUCAGAUUUCACAAAUUUCAGUCGAUCCGAUAUCUCCACGUUGAGGAAAUCUCUAAUUAUGGAGACAAUGGGUGAUAAGGACAUUGUUAAACGGGCAUUCAAGACUUUUCAGGGCAGUCCGGCAUUGUCGAAAUCAUUCUGUGGAGAGAGAUCUUCUGUGCCAAAGCCAGCCCCUUCACUGGUGACUGACGCAAGGGAUUCUAAUUCUGCGACCAAACAGAAAGGCAAAGACGGGCAAACCAAAACUGAAAGUGUAGGCAAAAAGGUUCCUAAAAUUCUUCCUUCUUCUUUUGGGUUGAGAAGCGAUGGGCGGGCAGAAAAGAGGAAAGAGGUUAGGAAGAGCCUGGAGGAGAAAUCUAUUGUCAAGGAAGUAGAGAAAACACGCCUUCAAUCAAAACCAAAGGAAAAAAAGGAGGAGGAGAUGAAAAAAUUAAGGCAAAGUCUCAAUUUCAAGGCAACACCCUUGCCGGCUUUCUACCAGGGGCAAGCUAAAUCAAAGAGCUAUCUUGCUAAGGGAGGUUACAAGAGUGAAACUCGUGGUUGAGCAAAGUUGAAUUGGGAAGAAAGACAAGCUCUCCAUGAACAGAUGAUCGGAUAGAGAGACCGAAAGGUUUGUUACUGAUAUGAAGCUUGGACUGCUCAAGCAGACAGGAAAAUAUAGCUGAACAAGUUGGACCGAUGCCUUGACUCAGUUAUCUGACAUUGAGUCCAGGGUGAGUGGCGGAUUGUACAUAGGGAUAUCUAGAGCAUAGACAAUAAUAACAGUCAGUGUCGAUAAGUCGGUGACUGUCUCAAUAAUUUAAUGGAGUUAAGGCUUAGCGCUCUUUCUAGUGUCAUUAGCUAAAUUACAUGUCUCUAGUUUAUCAUGAAAUUAUAUGCACUGGGCAAGUGAACUUUGAUGCUUAUAUGAUAUCGAUUAUGAAAUCUUACCAAGAUUUCUUCAUA